Miscanthus lutarioriparius is the source of this 906-nucleotide messenger RNA. The record is from the annotation of a GenBank genome assembly. Lineage: Eukaryota; Viridiplantae; Streptophyta; Magnoliopsida; Poales; Poaceae.
AUGUGGGACACGUUUGCACACACUUUUGGCAAGAUCUCGGACUUCAGCAAUGCGGAUGUUGCAGUUGAUCAGUACCACCGUUUCGAGGAGGACGUGCAGCUCAUGGCGGACAUGGGAAUGGAUGCGUAUCGCUUCUCUAUUGCCUGGUCAAGAAUUUUACCAAAUGGUACCGGCCAAGUCAAUCAGGCUGGCAUUAACCACUACAAUAAAGUGAUCAAUGCACUACUAUCAAAAGGAAUUCAGCCAUAUGUAACCCUGUACCACUGGGACCUCCCCCAGGCCCUGGAAGACAGGUACAACGGAUGGCUGGACAGGCAGAUAGUUAAUGACUUUGCGGCUUAUGCUGAGAUAUGCUUCAAGGCGUUUGGAGACCGUGUGAAACACUGGAUCACGCUCAAUGAGCCGCACACGGUUGCCAUUCAAGGCUACGACGCUGGGCUUCACGCCCCAGGGAGCUGUUCAGUGCUGCUCCAUCUAUACUGCAAGACAGGGAACUCUGGCACUGAGCCCUACAUCGUUGCAGCUCAGAAUGGUGAACUUGGGAUCGCAUUUGACGUCAUCUGGUACGAACCAAUGACAAACAGCACGAUUGACAUUGAAGCUACGAAAAGGGCACAAGAGUUUCAGCUAGGAUGGUUCGCGGAUCCGUUCUUCUUCGGAGAUUACCCGGCGACGAUGAGAACUCGGGCUAAUUCGAUAUGGCUGUACAUCGUACCCAGCGGGAUGAGGGAGCUGAUGAACUAUGUCAAGGAGAGGUACAAUAGCCCAACGGUUUACAUCACUGAAAAUGGGAUGGACGACGGCAACAGCCCUUUCACUUCCAUCCAGGACGCGCUCAAGGACAGCAAGAGGAUCAAGUACCACAACGACUACCUCAGCAACGUUGCUGCCUCCAUAAAGUACUGA